CGCUGUAAACACGGAAGUAAAACAACCUGUUACAUUCAUAUCAUAUUCAGUCAUUCAUCUUCACAAACCGACAUGCGUGCCUCAAUUAUAGUCGUUAUCGGACUUGUAUGUUUAUUAGUCCCAGCCGCGGCGCUAGACAACGGCCUGGCUUUAACUCCCACCAUGGGCUGGCUGCACUGGGAGAGAUUCAUGUGCAACACAGACUGUGAUGCGGAUCCUCAAAACUGCAUUAGAGAGGAGCUCUUCAUGCAGAUGGCAGAUGUGAUGGUGAAGGAGGGAUGGAAGGAUGCUGGAUAUGAGUUUGUGUGCAUUGAUGAUUGCUGGCCUUCGCAACAAAGGGACGCACAGGGGCGCCUGCAGGCAGACCCCAAAAGGUUUCCCAGUGGCAUCAAAAAACUGGCAGAUUAUGUCCAUUCUAAAGGACUGAAGCUGGGAAUAUAUGCAGAUGUGGGCACAAAAACUUGCGCAGGUUACCCUGGGAGUUUGGGCUAUUAUGACAUCGAUGCAAAAACCUUUGCGGACUGGGGUGUGGAUCUGUUAAAAUUUGACGGGUGUUUCAUGCCUGACUGGCAUCAGCUGGGAGAAGGUUAUAUAAAUAUGUCAAGUGCACUAAACCAGACUGGCAGAAGUAUUGUUUACUCUUGUGAAUGGCCGUUAUAUGAGUGGCAGCACCAACAGCCUGACUAUGAGGCAAUUCGCAAGACCUGUAACCACUGGCGUAAUUAUGGAGAUGUGUAUGACCAGUGGACCAGUGUGAAGAGCAUCCUGGACUGGACAGCAGAAAAGCAGAAGAUCGUCGUCCCAGUGGCAGGACCAGGAGGAUGGAAUGACCCUGACAUGCUGAUCAUUGGAAACUUCGGCUUGAGUCGCGAUCAGCAGCAGACUCAGAUGGCAUUGUGGGCAAUCAUGGCGGCUCCACUUCUAAUGUCUAACGACCUGCGAGACAUCUGUCCCAAAGCCAAAGAACUACUGCAGAACAAGCAGAUCAUCGCCAUCAACCAGGACCCUCUGGGCAAACAGGGCUAUCGGAUAUUGAAGGCUGACAGUUUUGAGCUGUGGGAAAGGCCCUUGUCAGGCAACAGGCUGGCCGUGGCAGUGAUGAACAGACAGGAGAUUGGAGGUCCGCGCAGAUUUACUAUUUCAGUGGCAAUAAUGCCUAGCUGGAAGCUUUGUAACCCGAAAUGCAACGUAACCCAGAUCAUGCCCACUUACAAGGAAAUGGGCGUCCAAAAUCUCUUGUCAGAGGUGGUGGUCCAAGUCAACCCUACAGGCACAACACUACUCACCGUCAACCCACUGUGAACUAGAGCCAAGACAAAGAAAUGGGACUAAUACUGUUGAAUUACAUGACUUGAAGUCUUUCUUUUUGAAUACUGCUUUUGAAUCUAUUUGAAUUUUUUAAGUGAACUUAGAGCAAUCAAAAGAUUACAAUUGUAGCUGUGGAUCAUUUUAUUAAACAAAAAACACUGA
Danio rerio (zebrafish) is the source of this 1470-nucleotide messenger RNA. RefSeq names its product galactosidase, alpha (gene gla). Gene Ontology annotation, cellular component: extracellular region; lysosome. Gene Ontology annotation, molecular function: hydrolase activity, hydrolyzing O-glycosyl compounds; alpha-galactosidase activity. Gene Ontology annotation, biological process: carbohydrate metabolic process; glycosphingolipid catabolic process. The record is from RefSeq and is marked validated. Lineage: Eukaryota; Metazoa; Chordata; Actinopteri; Cypriniformes; Danionidae.